CCAACCUAUCCUUAGAAUAGGACCUUUCCAUUUACAACUUACAACCAUUCGACUUUCUAUCCUUUUGCUUCGCAGUCGAUCUUUUACACCUAAUUAUUUGAUUAUUUCUUCCUUUUGACAUAUACGCGAGCGAAUCGAACAUAAUCCUUUAUUCGUCCGGAGGAAAAUGUACACGCAAUAUCAACUUGCUACUCCCCUUCGACAAUGACGCACGCCAGGAACGAUGACCCCCCGAACCCGCACGGCGAAGACCGCGGUCUCCUAGAACACGGUCACGAUUACGACGACGACUACUUUGGCGUGGGCGACGACGAUUAUAGCAGUGGAAACGCCAGCGCAGACUUAGGAAAGGCUUCAGGCAAAGUUGAAGCUGAUGGCCAGCCCCGGACUCCCGGCCGCGUGCGCUUCGACUUGACACCGGAGAUUGUGGGCGUUAGCAAUGGAGAAGCUUUUGGCGGGUUUGCGGAUCGUGAGAGACGGUCUUCAGAUGAUGCGUACUUUGAUGUUGAGGAGGUGACGAGUCCGGGGCGGGCGCAUCGUGUACCGCUUCUGACGGACAUUGAAGCGCCGAGCGUGGCUCUUGCGAAUUCGAUGGGGGAUCCGUCUGAACAAGCUGAACAUGAGAUGAACCGACCAAAGUCAGGGCUCAAGUCAGCCUUCAUGAAUAUGGCGAACUCCAUCAUCGGUGCGGGCAUCAUUGGCCAACCAUACGCUGUGCGCCAAGCCGGACUGGUCGGGGGAAUCUUGCUGCUGGUAGGCUUGACGGUUGUAGUCGACUGGACGAUCUGUCUUAUUGUCAUCAACAGCAAGCUCAGCGGGACGAGUCAUUUCCAAGGAACAGUUGAGCACUGCUUUGGACACUCCGGGCUGAUCGCUAUCAGUGUUGCGCAAUGGGUCUUUGCGUUUGGCGGAAUGGUCGCAUAUGGUGUCAUUGUUGGCGAUACGAUUCCUCAUGUCCUAGUCGCCGUGUGGCCGAACUUGUCGAAUGUGCCUGUAAUAGGACUCUUGGCAAAUCGACAGGUUGCCAUUGCGGUGUUUGUGAUGGGCAUUGCCUAUCCCCUGACGCUGUAUCGCGAUAUCUCUAAGUUGGCUAAGGCAAGCACGUUUGCGCUUGUUGGUAUGGUGGUUAUUGUUCUCACCAUCCUUAUACAAGGUAUCUUGACACCAUCGUCAGAACGGGGCUCGUUUACACCUUCACUUCUCCUCUUCAAUGGCGGUUUCUUCCAGGCCAUUGGUGUUAUUUCAUUCGCCUUUGUUUGCCAUCACAAUUCGCUCCUGAUCUACGGGUCUCUCAAGACACCUACCAUUGAUAACUUUUCCCGAGUCACUCAUUAUUCAACUGGUAUAUCGAUGGUGUUCUGUCUUGUCCUCGCUCUAGGCGGUUUCCUUACUUUUGGUGACAAGACGUUAGGCAAUGUCCUCAACAACUUUCCAGCAGACAACACCAUGGUCAACAUUGCACGUCUUUGCUUUGGCCUCAACAUGCUCACCACCUUGCCCCUGGAGGCAUUUGUCUGCCGUGAAGUGAUGUUGACAUACUUCUUCCCUGACGAGCCCUUCAACAUGAAUCGUCAUCUCCUCUUCAGCACAAGCCUUGUUGCGUCAGCUCUGGUGCUAAGUUUGGUGACUUGUGAUCUUGGUGCUGUGUUUGAGCUUGUUGGAGCCACGAGUGCUGUGGCCAUGGCUUACAUCUUGCCUCCGUUGUGCUAUAUGAAGUUGACGACGCGAAGCUGGCGGACAUAUAUGGCGGGUGCAGUGGUCGUGUUUGGUAUGAUUGUCAUGGUCAUUAGUGUGAUCCAGGCUGUGCAGAAGAUGAUCAACAGCAAAGAUGGACCGGCGCAGUGUGUAUAAGCACCAGGCGUUUCUUACCUCUACCUUUUCACUUUUAUUCAAACAACAUUAUAGCAUAACGAAGCACAACAAACAUAGACCCUUAUUGGGACAACAAGCGUGUAAGAUAGUACGCAUGAAAGCAAGAUGCGUGACUGCAGGGAGUAUCGCUGCUUGAGAUAUAUAAGUCAUGUAAAAAAGGUGGAUGGUUUGGUUGCAAAUUUAUCAAAUAAGAUCAAAGAAAACCAUGUACCAUGUACAUUGGAUUGUGUAAGGAGUUACAUGGCGUGAUAUCGGUAUUUCAAUCAUUAUAGAGUUUUCAGUUCUUCGGCAGAUGAACUCGUAUUCUUAUUGCUC
Molecule: messenger RNA, 2187 nt
Organism: Fusarium odoratissimum NRRL 54006
Lineage: Eukaryota; Fungi; Ascomycota; Sordariomycetes; Hypocreales; Nectriaceae
Exons: 4
Coding region: 205-1851 (548 amino acids)
Biological process (GO): amino acid transmembrane transport
Cellular component (GO): endoplasmic reticulum
Molecular function (GO): amino acid transmembrane transporter activity
Source: RefSeq, a predicted model, not a curated record